GCCUUAUAGUUCGAGGGACAACAAUAAUAUAGAUCAGCCCGUUCCAAGCCCCUAUUGGAGCGCUUCGUGAACCAUAAUGGCAGUCUCUCCUACAGCCAUUAUUAUUCCCAUUGGAGCGCUUCAUCAACCAUAAUCAGCCUCUUACAGCCUCAUAUGGUGACAUUCGGGUGCGGCAGCCCUUGCUAGCAAGACACCAGUCUUGGUUCGUUUCCUCUUUGCCCAGGAGCUAUCCCAAGUGCAGCGCGGCGAUGUGGCGAGCAAUACUCCAUUUGGAAGUGUUGCGGAAGGAGGAAACACGGCAGUUGUCGAGUUGCGCUGAGCACUGCUCGUCACUCUUCCACUGCACGUGUAUAUAUGCACCUGUGUGCCGUCCAGACGGCCGAGUCAGCCUCGGCCGGAUGCGGCAAAGCACCCCCAUCGUCGGGCACCAAGUCCAUGACGGUGAACGGCAAGAACCGGCAGUACAUCCUCCAGCUGCCCAACAACUACGACUCUAAUAAGGCUUACCGGGUUGUCAUUGGAUAUCACUGGCGGGACGGGUCCAUGAACGACGUGGCGAGCGGCGGCUUCUACGGCUUGCGGUCUCUCGCCGGGGACAGCACCAUCUUUGUUGCCCCCAACGGCCUGAACGCCGGGUGGGCCAACAACGGCGGCGAGGACCUGACCUUCACGGACCAGAUUGUGGCUCUCCUGAGGAACGAUCUCUGUGUGGAUGAGGGCCAAUUCUUUGCGACGGGCUGGAGCUACGGAGGGUCCAUGAGCCAUAGCGUAGCCUGUUCACGGCCAAAUGUCUUCAAAGCCGUGUCAGUCAUCUCGGGGGCCCAGCUCUCCGGUUGCUCGGGCGGUACCACGCCGGUGGCAUACCUCGGGAUCCACGGCGCCGCCGACAACGUCCUGGGCAUCGGCAUGGGCCGCCAGCUGCGUGACAAGUGGUUGCAGACCAACGGGUGCGCGUCUAAGAACGCACCCGAACCCUCGUCCGGGCAGCAGAGCCACAUCAAGACCACGUACAGCUGCUCCCGGGCGGCCGUGACGUGGAUCGCGCACGGCGGGGGCCACGUCCCCGAUCCGUCGGGCACCAACGGCGCCAAGUUUGCCCCCGGUGAGACGUGGUCCUUCUUCAACGCGGCUGUGUCGGGCGGAAACCCCAACACCUCCUCGGCCCCGGGCUCGACGCAGACAUCGACCUCAGCCCCGACGACAAGCCCCGGAACGCAACCGACGACUCAGCCCAACUGCUCGCCUAGAUACGGCCAAUGCGGGGGGAACGGCUGGACGGGCGCUACUUGCUGCCAGAGCGGCAGCACUUGUCGGUAUUCGAACGAUUGGUACUCGCAGUGCCUCUAGUGUGCCAUUGGCGGAGGCUGAGAAGGGAUGGGCGGCUAGGUUGAUGUGUGGAGGAGUUGUCAGAAAACGAUAUAUGCUGUGUUUGUUGAGCUGCUUUCAAACUCGGCCUCUUUGCAGGCAAGAAAGCAUACUUUAUCUGCUUGUGCCAGUUGCUGCUAUCCGCAUUUAGUCGUUACUGAUCCUCCUUGUCCCCAAGCUCGUCGUGUGUCGGUAGCGGGCUGUCGCGCGCCGCGCCAAGUGCCAAAUGUAUCCUGCCGGAGAGCGCUUCGCAGAUUGGAUCACCGAGGCAGUCAGCAGGUGCUGAUUGUACGCGUCGGGGAUAUGAUGACCAAAAUCCAGAUGGGCUUUGCGGUCCUGUGGCUCAGUGCCAGUCUCUUGCAUAAUUCCCGAAUUUAUAUU
Molecule: messenger RNA, 1746 nt
Organism: Parathielavia appendiculata
Lineage: Eukaryota; Fungi; Ascomycota; Sordariomycetes; Sordariales; Chaetomiaceae
Product: carbohydrate-binding module family 1 protein
Exons: 3
Coding region: 355-1347 (330 amino acids)
Biological process (GO): proteolysis; carbohydrate metabolic process
Cellular component (GO): extracellular region
Molecular function (GO): cellulose binding; feruloyl esterase activity; serine-type peptidase activity
Source: RefSeq, a predicted model, not a curated record